GCACCUUCCCCGUAGACCUUGAGCUGAAGCAAGAAGCCACUUGGCUGGUUGAAGGUGGUUUGGGACAGCACACAAGACUUCAAUCAUGGUUGAACAUUCGGCCUCCACGCCCUACGUCUCUGUGAUGGACCAGUAUGGUUACCAGGUCGGCAAAGUGAUUGGCCACGGUUCCUACGGGACUGUCUACGAGGCCUAUUUCGCCAAGCAGAAGACGAUGGUGGCCAUCAAAAUCAUCUCCAAGAAGAAGGCCUCCGAGGAUUACCUCACCAAAUUCCUGCCGAGGGAGAUACAGGUGAUGAAAACCCUGCGCCACAAAUACGUGAUCAGUUUCUACCAGGCUAUCGAGACCACCUCUCGCCACUACAUCAUCAUGGAGCUAGCGCCCUGCGGCGACGUCCUCGAGUGGAUCCAGAAAUCGGGAGCUUGCUCCGAGGCCCUGGCCGGAAAGUGGUUUUCUCAGCUGUCUCUGGGAAUCGCCUAUCUGCACGGUAAAGGCAUCGUGCACCGGGACCUGAAACUCGAGAACCUUCUCCUCGACAAGCGCGAAAACAUCAAGAUCUCAGACUUUGGCUUCUCCAAGAUGGUGGCCACCCAGACACAGCCUCCCCCGACGCCGUCGUACCGAAUGAUGAGCUGCUUCUCGCACCUGAGCCAGACGUACUGCGGCAGCUUUGCCUACGCUUGCCCGGAGAUCUUGCUGGGCCUGCCCUACAACCCGUUCCUCUCCGACAUCUGGAGCAUGGGGGUCAUCCUCUACACCUUGGUGGUGGCCCACCUGCCCUUUGAUGACACCAACCUCAAGAAACUGCUCCGGGAGACACAGAAGGAGGUGAACUUCCCCAGCCACCUCCAGAUCAACGAGGAAAUCAAGGAUUUGGUCCACCGCAUCCUCCGCCCGGCUUCCAAGCGGCUGAACAUCCUGGAGGUGCUCAAGGUCCCUUGGGUGCUCAAGUUCCUGGCUGAGAAGCCAACCACCGAGAUCAAGGCCCUGGAAGCCAUCUGCGGACCCCGGGCAGCCGACACCAGCAAGAACGCCACCACGCCCAGCACCAAGUCCCGCUCCCUCACCUUCACGGCGGACAAAAAGAAGCCCGCCAGCCGGACCCGUAGCACCGGGCAGAUCAAGGGGAGUAAGAACCAGGAGAAGCCCGCCUGA
Messenger RNA from Lacerta agilis (Sand lizard), 1156 nucleotides. It is a transcript of the gene TSSK4, whose product is annotated as testis specific serine kinase 4. Gene Ontology annotation, molecular function: protein serine/threonine kinase activity; ATP binding; tau-protein kinase activity. The record is from RefSeq and is a predicted model, not a curated record. Gene Ontology annotation, cellular component: cytoplasm. The transcript has 4 exons. The coding region runs from base 86 to 1156 and encodes 356 amino acids. Gene Ontology annotation, biological process: intracellular signal transduction; protein phosphorylation; microtubule cytoskeleton organization. Lineage: Eukaryota; Metazoa; Chordata; Lepidosauria; Squamata; Lacertidae.